This is a messenger RNA of Rhodofomes roseus, 1128 nucleotides long. RefSeq lists its product as uncharacterized. The transcript is spliced from 3 exons. The record is from RefSeq and is a predicted model, not a curated record. Lineage: Eukaryota; Fungi; Basidiomycota; Agaricomycetes; Polyporales; Fomitopsidaceae. The coding region runs from base 167 to 1006 and encodes 279 amino acids.
ACCGCGCUCUCUCACAGCGAGUGAGAUACUACGAAUCUGAAUACAUGUGUGACUUACAAUUAGACCCUACCAACUCCGCUUUGUCCCAGCCUCCCAGGACCGCUGCCCAAAUCCGGCGAUCUAUGGCUCGAAAUUGCUUUGUUCUACAGCUAGGCCAGUUCGCGAAAUGCCGAGCGUCCGGCCACAGUCACGAGCAGAGGUCAGCUCUUCUCGCGUUCCUCGAUCUUGCACUUUCAUUUCUCCCAUCGCGAUGAACCCCAACGCUCCCUCUUUCGUUCCUCAUGCCCGUCUACGAGAAUCUGUUACGCCUAGAGCACGUCCCCUUUCGAUCUCAAAACCAAAAGCAAAACCGGCACGACCCAAUGGUACCGCCACGCUGUACAACCCACCGGAGACCUUGCUCCAGCCCACGAUACCAAGGCUCAACUCAGCGACGGUAGAGGCUCGGCAGCGCCUGCUGCAAAGCCUACUCUCCACGCGCUCCGAGAGCGUCACGCCACGCCCGACGCCUCCCUCCGCUUUAGCACAUGUACCGCCUACCCGGCCACAUUUAGCACCCAUGGCAACACCUGCACCGGAGCCACCUCCAACACCGUUCAACGAACCUCCACCUGCACUACUGGCGCUCUUCAGCGCUAUCCAGGAUGCAAGGGCCACCGCACCUCCGAGCACGCCCACGCCCGUACCCGCCUCCUCCGCCUCCUCCGCCCAGUUGCUCUCGGCCCUCGCGCGAGUCGAGACGCGACUCUCGCAGAUGAUCGCGCAACGGCUUGAAGGGGAGGCACAGGCCCGGCGGGGCACGCCUGUGUGGGAAGUGCACCUCUUCGAGUCGUCGCGCUGGUGGAAGGUCCACGCUGAGCUUCUUCGGCUCUCGCAUGAUGUGUACGAAGACCCGUCAGACGAGAUGAGAAGCGUGUUCGAGCGCAGGCUUACCUGGCAGUUGUGCAUGAACAUGCCUGGCGAGGCGGGGGAGAAAACCAGGUCCGAACUUGAGAAGUCCACUUGAGAUGGUUGUUCGUCGCCUGUCGUGUGCUUGUAGAUAUCUUGUAUACGUAUGAUCCUUCCAUCCACCCCAUUACUGACGCGCAAGGGCCAGAUCGUCGUCGUUAUCUACUCACCAGCUGUUAU